AUGUGGGUAGUGAAGAAUUCUUCGUACGCAGCAUCCAUCUGCUACAGCAUUGCAAGCUUCUCGACCAAGCUGGCUCUGCUCCUCUUGCUAGUUCGUGUUUUCAAGCAAUUUCGCAAAACAACUGUGUUUCUCUGGGCGACGAUAACCUUUCAGGUCGCAUUCUGCAUCGCCAUCACUGUCGUCAAGAUUGUCAUUUGCCUGCCGAUUCAGGGUGUCUGGGACCUGUCCAUACCGUCGAAGUGCCUCGACAGGCAGGCCAGCUUCAUUGCCGAUACAGCCGUGGCCUCGGUUUCGGACCUCGUCAUACUCUUCCCACCCAUCAUUCUGACGUGGUCCCUCACCUUCUCCACGAUGAAGAAGAUCAGGAUCAUGUUGAUGCUUGGUGCCGGGGGCCUGGCCACUGCAACAAGCUUCGCCAGGCUGGGACUUCUGCUCCAGAAAAACAGCUUCGAUGACGCUACGCUGAACUUCACGAAAUUCAAUCUUCUGGGGUAA
Messenger RNA from Diaporthe citri, 495 nucleotides. RefSeq lists its product as uncharacterized. The coding region runs from base 1 to 495 and encodes 164 amino acids. The transcript has 2 exons. The record is from RefSeq and is a predicted model, not a curated record. Lineage: Eukaryota; Fungi; Ascomycota; Sordariomycetes; Diaporthales; Diaporthaceae.